Messenger RNA from Bactrocera latifrons, 3040 nucleotides. RefSeq lists its product as uncharacterized. The transcript has 2 exons. Lineage: Eukaryota; Metazoa; Arthropoda; Insecta; Diptera; Tephritidae. The coding region runs from base 150 to 1520 and encodes 456 amino acids. The record is from RefSeq and is a predicted model, not a curated record.
UAAAAACCGGCAAACAGUUAAAUAAACGGAUAACUGCGUGAGCUGGAUAUUUUUAUACACAUCUACAGAGGAGUAAAAUAAGCAUAAAAGGCCAUUGUACACAGUAAGAGAAUGGAAGUAUCAGGAAAGUCGUGAAAACUACUGUAUGGAUGAGCUACAUAAAAAAUAGUCUUAUAGAAAUGGCCGCUUUCCAGUUUGUCUCGUUUAAUCUGCAAAUGGCACAAGAUUACUUUUCCAAUUUAAAUCCAUUAGCUCGGCGUAUCGCGUCUGAUAUAAACAUAACAAAAGCCUCAUAUGGCAUGCUUUGGUAUACUUUGAAAGAAAAUCAACAAAACGAGAUCAUUAACCAAACUCUGAUAAAUCCUGAAAUUUCGCUGAAGUAUUUGGAGAAUAUGUCCCUAUCCGCUUCAUCGUUAUCAUCAAGUUCAUCUUCGUCAAGCUCAUUUUCGGCCAGUUUAAGUACUACAAGUACUGAACAUAUUUUGCCAUCAUCUUCAAAGAACAGAGGACAAAAUAAUUCUCCCAGUGUCAAUAAUAGUAAAACAUCGCAUUCGUUAACUGAAAAUAUUUUACAGACUCAAAAUUUAUUGUCAAAAAACUUAUUAGCACGCGCUGAGCACACUGUACAAUCGCAUCAAAUUGGUAAAUUAAAGCCUCCUUCGUCUCCACCGCCACCUCCACCCACUACAUCCAAAAAAUUGAAAAGAACUGAAAAUAUUGAAAAACAGAAAAAUGAUUUGAGAUCGCUUCAAACGUUACGUAAUAAUCCGGCAAAUGGUAGAAACGAGAAAACAGAUUGUAUUUAUGAUGGAAUCAACUUACAUACAUAUAUCGCACAGAAAGUGGCACUAAAAAUUAUAUAUGAUGAUGUAUUAAGGGCAUAUCCCGAUGAACAUUCGCAACCUUUCAGUUAUCGCACAAAAUCACAAAUAGAUCUACAACAGCAGUAUUAUGAAGCUAAUUUGAAUGAUAUAAAUCUGAACCCCAACUUCGAUUAUAAAUGCCUUACUUCAAACGAGUCGUGCAAUAUAAAUUUGGUUAAAAAUGUAGGUCUAACUAAACAGUAUGAUCGCUUACAAAAGGAGUUAAAGAGUACAUUGAGCAACCAUUUGAAGCCAUCUAGAGAAAAUAAACGCCAUAUUCCAUCUGCUAAAGCAAAUCAAGUGCUUUCUUCGCCAAAUUUAAAUAAGUUUAAAAAUGAAUCGAGAAGAUGUUUGAAGGAAAAUGUUGUAAAGCAUACAUCCGAAGUGUCAUUCUUACUCGACUUCAAACAAUCAAAUUUUAAUUAUGCCGUAUACACAGAUGUCUACAUUGAAAAAGAUGAAUCAGCUACACUAAUGUACAAUUGCAGCAACAGCGGAAUACUGACGGGAUCCUCGAACACGUUAACAGCUACAUCCGACGACGAACAAAGUAAUCACGAAUAUAAUGAUGAGAAUGAUGAUGAAAAAACUUUGUGCCGGCUUUUAGAGAACGAUCUAAAUUUACGUAGGGGAUUCGAUUUUCUGAAUAAUUGGUAAAGAGAUUUUAUACUUUUGAUAUAAAUAAGAUAAUCAUUACAAUUAUUAAGUGGAGAUGAUACCAUAUACAAAUUAUAAAAAACAGUGAUUACAGAAAAAAGUUCCCGUUUUCGUUUCUACUUAAACAGAUUUCUAGAAGUUGCACUUUUUUUUUAGAAAUAAUUGGUAUAUUUAUGUGCACAAGUUCAAUAUGCAAUUACGCCUAAAUAAACAGUUACAUUUUUAUUUUAAUUCAGUGAAAGGAAAAAUGAUUUGAUAAUUAUUUCCAUGUUGUUGUUCUUCUAACGGUAAUUUAAUCCCCGUUAGGAUGGAAAGAUUUAUCUAGGUUGUUGUCGACGUCAUAUAACGGGAGGUCCAAGAACCAUCUUGUUUCGACGGGGUCGGACCAAAGGAAAAAGGGUGUCAGUUGAGUGUGGUUGGAGGGGCAUGCAAAGAGGUGGCCAGUGUCAUGCGAAGACUCAUUGCAUGCAGGAUAUGUGUUGGAUAUGUCUGAGUCUAUUCUGGAAGAGUAGGAGUUUAACCUGCUGCAAUAUCCAGAACGAAAUAAUUACUUGCAUUAACAUUAGUGAUAAAUGUUUGUCAUUAGUAAUAAAAAAUUAGACAAACAUAUAUAUUUACGUUCUACUCAAUAUACACUAUAAGCUUUCAUCACCAUUAAAUAUUGGAUGAAUGUAUAUUCAUUUGCUAGAUAUGGUGUAUGAUACUAAUUGUGAUGUACAUAUAAUAUAAUGUUCUGUAAUGCAACCGAAAUAUUUCUUACAUUGCAUCAAUUUUGAAAGGUAAUAAACCGGCAGUUGAAGAACAGUGACAAAGAUAUUCGCGCAUCACAAAUAAAGUUGAUUUUUGACAUUUUCAUAUGCAACUCUUGCGUAGUCCGAUGGAGGUCGUGAGACCCUCCUAGAAACAGCUUGGCAUGGCGCAUUCCUCCUGCCAGUGCUGUUCCCUCUUCACCGUGCAGAGCUGCUGCUUAAGACUGUGGGACCCCACUGCGAUGCCUGGUUCCCGUUGUUGUUGUAGUUGUUCUAACCAUUUAUCAAUCCCCGUUGGGAUGGUAAAGGUUAACCAUGUUGUCGUCAACACCAUCUAGCGGGAGGCCCGGGAAACAUGCUGUUUCUACAGGGUCGGACAAAGUGGAAAAGGGUGUUAGAUGAGUAGGGUUGGCAGGGCAUGUAAAAAGGUGGCAUGCAGCCCCUACCCCAUGAUCACUCACAGACACCCGCAACAAACCCACGUUUUUCAAUUUAACUGCCUGGUUGGCGACAUCUUGGGACGCUGCCGCAGAGCGGGCUAGUUCCUCGACUAUCUCAUUUCCGGCUACCCCUUUAUCCCCCGCAACCAGAUUAGGUGUACCCGGUUGCACACCGAUAUGCGGUUCAAUCUCCCUAUGGCCUCUACUAAAAGCGAUUUAUCUCAUAUGCUGUGAUCGGUUUUAGCGCCACUUGACUGUCUGUUUAAUUCUACGCUCUGACUAAUAGCAAAAACUUCUGCUUGAAAUAUGCUUGGAAAACGUCCUAUUGGUA